CCAUCUGUGCAGGAACACAACCGAGCCAUAUUUCACGGACCCUUCACCUCGAGCGUAAUUCAUUAUAUAUCGGGAUCUUCAUCUAUUAAAGGUCCUUUAACAGUGCAGAGAUGCGGAUCGCUGCGGUAGUGUGUUUCAUAUCUGCACUGACUUUCAUUGCACAUGCAGAUGUGUAUUUUAAAGAACAAUUUCUGGACGGAGAUGGUUGGAAAAGCCGAUGGGUCGAAUCCAAGCACAAAUCCGACUACGGCCAGUGGAAACUGACCUCAGGGAAGUUCUAUGGUGAUGCCGAGCUUGAUAAAGGUUUGCAGACAAGUCAAGAUGCCCGGUUUUAUGCUCUAUCCAGUCGCUUUGACUCGUUUAGUAAUGAGGGUAAAACACUUGUCGUCCAGUUCACUGUGAAACAUGAGCAGAAGAUUGACUGUGGCGGUGGGUAUGUGAAAAUAUUUCCCGCUGACUUGGACCAGACCGAAAUGCAUGGCGAUUCACAGUACUACAUCAUGUUCGGACCCGACAUUUGUGGCUACAGUACCAAGAAAGUUCACGUCAUUUUCAACUACAAAGGCCAGAACCACCUAAUCAAGAAGGACAUCAAAUGCAAAGACGAUGAACUCACGCAUGUGUAUACGCUAAUCCUGCGGCCAGACCAGACGUAUGAAGUGAAAAUUGACAACGAAAAAGUGGAGUCAGGUUCUCUGGAGGAAGAUUGGGAUUUCCUUCCUCCAAAAAAGAUCAAAGAUCCAGAGGCCAAGAAGCCAGAGGAUUGGGAUGACCGGGCGAAAAUCGACGAUCCUGAUGACACGAAACCUGAGGAUUGGGACAAACCUGAGAACAUUCCCGACCCUGAUGCCAAGAAACCAGACGAUUGGGAUGAAGACAUGGACGGAGAAUGGGAACCUGCCAUGAUCCCGAACCCUGAGUACAAGGGUGAGUGGAAACCAAAACAGAUUGACAACCCCAACUACAAAGGCACCUGGAUUCACCCUGAAAUCGACAACCCUGAAUACACCCCAGAUGACACCAUUUACAAAUUUGACAACAUUGGCAUUCUGGGACUGGAUCUUUGGCAGGUGAAAUCUGGAACGAUCUUUGAUAACUUCCUGAUCACUGAUGAUGUUGAAGAGGCCGAAAAAUUUGGUACAGAAACGUGGGGCGCAACAAAGGAACCAGAAAAGAAAAUGAAGGACCAGCAGGAAGAGGAAGAAAGGAAAAAGCGUGAAGAGGAGGAAAAGAGCAAGAAGGAUGAUGAUAAUGAGGAAGAUGAAGAGGAGGAAGAUGAUGAUAAUGAGCCAGACGAGGAAGAGCACACAGAAGAACCUUCUGAGGAGGAGGAAGAGGAGGGUGAGGAUGAUAAGAUCCCUAAAGAUGAGUUGUGAAGAGGAGUUCCCUUUCUGAAUGAGCAGAUCUGCUGCGUUUCUGACGUCUUUUUCUUUGUGGUGUGAAUUUUUGGCCCCGCCCCUUUCUAGUCACAUGUUGCAUCCCUAAACUCUGAUUUCUUUCAUUUUUGCUGCUAGAUGCCCCCCAAAAUAUUCAUAGUACGGCCCGAUAAACUAUAAAUUAAUUAAUGUUUGGGUUUUCUGUUCUGUGUGGAGUCGCGCAAGGGAAAAAUUCGAAUGCAUCAUUUGUUGGAUUUGCACUUUUUUUAAAUAAAUGAUUUAUUUUUAAA
This is a messenger RNA of Carassius gibelio (silver crucian carp), 1666 nucleotides long. Its product is annotated as calreticulin. Gene Ontology annotation, cellular component: endoplasmic reticulum; endoplasmic reticulum membrane. Gene Ontology annotation, molecular function: calcium ion binding. Gene Ontology annotation, biological process: protein folding. The transcript has 9 exons. The coding region runs from base 111 to 1376 and encodes 421 amino acids. NCBI's taxonomy places the organism in Eukaryota, Metazoa, Chordata, Actinopteri, Cypriniformes, Cyprinidae. The record is from RefSeq and is a predicted model, not a curated record.